This is a messenger RNA of Procambarus clarkii (red swamp crayfish), 1047 nucleotides long. NCBI's taxonomy places the organism in Eukaryota, Metazoa, Arthropoda, Malacostraca, Decapoda, Cambaridae. The record is from RefSeq and is a predicted model, not a curated record.
AUGUGUCGGCGCUGCAAUGUGACGGCGCUGCAACAUGUGACGGAGCUGCAACAUGUGACGGAGCUGCAAUGUGACGGCGCUGCAACAUGUGACGGAGCUGCAACAUGUGACGGCGCUGCGCUACAACAUGUGACGGAGCUGCAACAUGUGACGGCGCUGCAACAUGUGUCGGCGCUGCAAUGUGACGGCGCUGCAAUAUGUGACGGAGCUGCAACAUGUGACGGCGCUGCAAUAUGUGACGGAGCUGCAACAUGUGACGGGGCUACAAUAUGUGACGGAGCUGCAACAUGUGUCGGCGCUGCAAUAUGUGACGGAGCUGCAACCUUUGACGGCGCUGUAAUAUGUGGCGCCGCUGCAAUAUGUGACGGAGCUGCAACAUGUGGCGGCGCUGCAACAUGUGACGGCGCUGUAAUAUGUGGCGGCGCUGCAAUAUGUGACGGAGCUGCAACAUGUGACGGAGCUGCAACAUGUGGCGGCGCUGCAACAUGUGACGGCGCUGUAAUAUGUGGCGGCGCUGCAAUAUGUGACGGAGCUGCAACAUGUGACGGCGCUGCAAUAUGUGACGGAGCUGCAACAUGUGACGGCGCUGCAACAUGUGACGGCGCUGCAACAUGUGACGGCGCUGCAAUAUGUGACGGCGCUGCAAUAUGUGACGGCUUUGCAACAUGUGGCGGCGCUGCAAUAUGUGACGGCUCUGCAACAUGUGGCGGCCCUGCAACAUGUGACGGCGCUGCAACAUGUGACGGCGCUGCAACAUGUGACGGCGCUGCAACAUGUGGCGGCGCUGCAACAUGUGACGGGGCUGCAAUAUGUGACGGCGCUGCAAUAUGUGACGGUGCUGCAACAUGUGACGGCGAUACAACACGUGGCGGCUCUGCAACACGUGACGGAGCUGCAAUAUGUGGCGGAGCUGCAACAUGUGGCGGCGCUGCAAUAUAUGACGGCUCUGCAACAUGUGACGGAGCUGCCAUAUGUGGCGGAGCUGCAAUAUGUGACGGAGCUGCAACAUGUGGCGGAGCUGCAAUAUGUGACGGCGCUGCAACAUGA